Molecule: messenger RNA, 223 nt
Organism: Fusarium redolens
Lineage: Eukaryota; Fungi; Ascomycota; Sordariomycetes; Hypocreales; Nectriaceae
Exons: 1
Coding region: 24-188 (54 amino acids)
Source: RefSeq, a predicted model, not a curated record
AGAAUGAGAAUGAGAAUGAGAGUAUGCGCACGCCCCUCCCCAUGGCGCAUCCACAUCCACAUCCUGACCCUUGUCGAUGUUCCCCACGUCGACUUGUGGUCUGUGAUCCACCUCGAAGCUUUGCCAAAGUAAGAGUGGAGGGUUCCUUAGUUCGGUUUGGCUCUGGUGGGCUGGGAAUAGACUGGUGAAGGGACCGAAUUGAUCGACUGCACCGAGUAAGUAA